ACCAAUCCCAACCAAACUCCCAUUGCAACCAUUCUUUCAUCCUGUUCUUUAAAAGUCCGGUCCCUAUUCUGUAGGACAAUCUUUCCGUUGCUACAGUGCACAUCAUCUAUAACAAUCUUCACAUAUACCCUCAUCUUCUCUCUCCAUGACUUAGCGCUUAUCAGACCCAAUUCUACUCACAAUGCUUCCACCAUCUGAAUCCAUCCGCCAUCAAAUCCACAAAUUAGCCGAAUCACAAGAAGAUUCUGAUCAUACAAACACCAUCCCGCCUCCACCUCCAUACUCCCCUUCCACCUUUAAUGCCCCAAAGGAACAUGAAGCCGAUAACGAUGGCGGGACGGACCAAACAAGCCUCAUAAGCAUCCAUAUCGAUGCCUCAAUGAGCAUCCAGGGAAACGCAAAUAGCAUUAUCAUUCCAUCAGUGACAGCACCAGCACCAACCCACAAUCCACAAACCUCGUCAACUCUGAAUCCAACUUCAUCUUCAUCAUCAUCCACAACCGCCGUACCGCAAUUAUCCCAAUACCAGCGCCAUUCCAAAUUAACAGACAUGGUCACGUCCAUUAUUGCUGCUUUGCAUCGUACGGGACGUCUGGAUUCUAUUCCUAGUGACAACCCCGCUACUGAAGGUGCACUUGCAGAUGCAGAUGGACUGCCAUCGUCAUCUAUCACGCUGAAUAUCAACACAGGGAUCAAGAUCCUGGGAAGUGGGAAUGUAAUCUGUGUGGGGGUGACCGGACAACGAAGGAUGGGGAUGAAUGUGCUGAGGAGGAAGCGGAGGGCGUGUUCUGUAAGUUCAAAAUCUUUCCUUCCCUUGGGUUGCUUUCACUUGGAUUACGCUUGAGGUUUUGGUGUAUGGUUUGCGCACAGCUAGUCUAAUGAUUUUCCAAUAUAGGAACCCC
Molecule: messenger RNA, 902 nt
Organism: Aspergillus welwitschiae
Lineage: Eukaryota; Fungi; Ascomycota; Eurotiomycetes; Eurotiales; Aspergillaceae
Exons: 1
Coding region: 182-844 (220 amino acids)
Source: RefSeq, a predicted model, not a curated record